AUGGCUUCCAGGCAAGCAGCAGGAGCCCGUCCGGGCGCAAGAUUUGCUCAGUUCAAGCUUGUCCUUCUUGGAGAGUCCGCCGUCGGAAAGAGUUCGCUAGUCCUCAGAUUCGUUAAAGACCAAUUCGAUGAUUAUCGCGAGUCGACGAUCGGAGCCGCCUUCCUGACACAGACCAUCUCCCUCGAUGAUACCACCACAGUCAAGUUCGAAAUUUGGGAUACCGCUGGCCAGGAGCGUUAUAAGUCGUUGGCUCCGAUGUACUAUCGGAAUGCCAACUGCGCUGUGGUUGUCUAUGACAUCACUCAAGCUUCGUCGCUAGACAAAGCAAAGUCAUGGGUGAAGGAACUCCAGCGCCAAGCAAAUGAGAACAUUGUGAUCGCCCUGGCAGGCAACAAGCUCGAUCUUGUCACAGAGAGUCCUGAUAAGCGAGCAAUCCAAGAGGCCGACGCCGAGGCCUACGCACGUGAAGCCGGCCUGCUAUUUUUCGAAACCUCUGCCAAGUCCUCGAUAAAUGUCAAGGAACUAUUCACCGCCAUCGCCAAGAAACUACCUCUGGAUCAGGCCGGCCCUCGGAACAUGCGGGCGACCCCCCGGCCCGGCGUUGACUUGCGACCAGAGGCCCCUGGAACCCAGGGUGCCGGUGCGUGCAAUUGCUAA
Molecule: messenger RNA, 657 nt
Organism: Penicillium concentricum
Lineage: Eukaryota; Fungi; Ascomycota; Eurotiomycetes; Eurotiales; Aspergillaceae
Product: Rab family GTPase
Exons: 5
Coding region: 1-657 (218 amino acids)
Molecular function (GO): GTPase activity; GTP binding
Source: RefSeq, a predicted model, not a curated record